Molecule: messenger RNA, 6315 nt
Organism: Epinephelus moara (kelp grouper)
Lineage: Eukaryota; Metazoa; Chordata; Actinopteri; Perciformes; Serranidae
Product: PH domain leucine-rich repeat-containing protein phosphatase 1-like
Exons: 17
Coding region: 386-5572 (1728 amino acids)
Molecular function (GO): protein binding
Source: RefSeq, a predicted model, not a curated record
UUCAUAUCCAAUGAGACCCCGCCCUGUCCACCGUGUACUGCUGACCGUCUCUCUCAUCUGUCUGUACAGUUGCGGUCGCGCCUUCUCGCGCUAGCUUCCAUGGCGACCAACUAGGGAAAAAAAACGUUUUCUCAUCUCGACCAGCCGGUUAGCUCCCUUAAAGCGAGCUAACGGGCGUGUUACGAAAUGGGAUGAUGUAGCGGAGCAACUCUUUGGACGAACCGCGCAGUACUUUAGCAUGCUAAGCUAACGGGGAGCCGUGUACACAUUUGCCAGGAGAACUAGCCAGCAACCAGAGCAGGGCGAGCUAACUGCUGUAAGCUAACGGAGGCUAGCAUUCACCUGCAGGCUGUUCUAACUGGCGCCGCCGUUGCUAGCUAACAGGAUGGAAAGUGCGAAGGAAAACGAGCCUGGGGCGCCUUCAACCUCAACAACACCACAGGGGGUACUCGAUUCUGGCAGUGACAGUAAUUCCGUCAAGCCAAGUGGAUUAACACCGCUGUCUGCGGGGAAGAGACCCUCAAUCGGGGAGGAUGACGGUGGGGGCGCAGAGGCGAAACUCUUCGGGAAGGGACUCGCAGCCACCUCCCUUCUCCAGAUUGCGAUAAGGAACGGGAUCUAUCAGAACCAAGUUGCCAACGCUAUCGGCGGUGCGGCCAAAAAUAUGAACAUUCCCGCCGUUAAAACAGCCAACAUCUACAGCCUGACAUCAGUCAACAGCACCACUUCUGUCAACUCUUUGCUGAGCAGGAGACGACAGAGACAUAAGAGGAACCUAUCGCUGGGGGCUCCGCCGACCAGCAGCUCGCCCGGCGUGUCCUCUGCUGAGACGACCAGUGCCGCGCCCUCGGUGUCGCCGCUGAGCACCCUCAGUCUGGAUAGGAAGACUUUCCUUCGGCAGAAGCAGUCCAAGCAGCUCCAGGCCUCCGAUAAGACAUGGGUGAGAUCGGACCUCCGGCGGGGCUGCAUUCACGUCCAUGACUGGCUCACGCCCUCCUACCCGCGGCCGGUGCUGUGCACAGUGGACACCACUGCCUCAGAGGUAGCCAGUAAGCUGGAAGGGAGCAAAGCUGGGGCUGUGUUGAGAAUUAACUGCAAAACUGCUGCUGUAAUUGACUUAAGUGAUAACUGUAAAGAUAGUAAUGGUCAUGCUGAUGAAAUCAAAAGUCUUAGUGACAGUGUGGAUGUGAAAAACCCCAAAGCAGAAGAGAAUGAACAAACAAAACAGUAUUAUCCUGAUACUAAACUGUCCUCUAACUUGUUGGAUGAUAAAACUGCAAGUAACUCUUCAUCUGAGCUCUGUCUCAAUGACAUUGGGGUGGAUUUGAGCCUGAGUGUGGCAGACUGUUAUGGAGUCUACUCAGGUUCAGAUAUGGAGAGCAGCACCUGUGAGGACUUCAGCCCAGGUGGACCCAGAAGCACAGAGCUCCGGGACUCGCUCAGUGAAGGGCAGGGUUUGGGAACAGACUCCUCAGUGGUGAGCCCAAAUUGUGACAGUGCCACAGAGGGACCUGACCCGUUCGAGAGCUCCUCAGAUGAAGUAGAUCUCACUUCUUCUCCAACACAUUCAAGCAGCAACUCUGCUGCAGACCUGCCCGCCACAGACCCCUGCAGUGCUUCCAGCCAAGUUACAGCCACACUAGAUGACACCGAAGCUGGAACUGGUGAUAAUGUAGAUACUCCCAAAUUAAUCAAACCUCCUUCUAAAUGCCCCAGCAGCUCUCAGACUCGGCCCCUGUCCAGCCAAGCAUCUGUCCAGCCUGACCUGGAGAUCCCAGGGGGGAGCAAAGGAUGGCCCGAGCCCAUUAAUACUAGUCCGACCCCGGCUCUUUUCGUCCAGCUGCAUGGUGGAGCUGUGCGACGGCUGAAGGAUGAUGAGAGACCUCUUCAGAUAUUGAAUGAGUACCUCACUAAUCUGGGGUUUGAAGACCCAUGGAGGGUGCAGGGGGAGGGAAUGAACCCAGAAAUUGGCUGCCUGAUACGCUUCUACUUUGGCAAGCCUCGAAGUGUGGGUGGUUCUGAGCGCGUACAGCUUUCUGGGGUGUUCAACGUGCGGAAAGGGAAGCUGGCGCUGCCAGUGAACCGCUGGUCGAAGCGUCAGGUCACACUGAGUGGAACCUGCCUCAUUGUCUCAUCUGUGAAACACGCCCACACCGGCAAGAUGCACAUCCUCCCUCUCAUAGGAGGAAAGGUGGAGGAAGUGAGGAGACACAGCCACUGUCUGGCUUUCAGCUCAGCUGGUCCUCAGAGUCAGACUUACUACAUCAGCUAUGACUCGUACACAGAGCACCUCCGCUGGCAUCGGACGGCCUCAAAGAUUGCGUCCCAGAGGGUGAACUCGGUCGACCUGUCAUGCUGCAGCCUGGAGGAGCUGCCCGCUCAGCUCUUUUACAGCCAGGAUCUCACACACCUGAAUCUCAAAAAUAACUUCAUGUCGCUGCACAAAGGUGUUCCAGCACUCACCAGGUUUUGUAAACUGAGAAGCCUCAGUCUGUCAAAUAACGCGCUGUCAGACUUUCCCCUGGCCUUGUGUGACAUCACCUCGCUUACAGAGCUGAACCUGUCUGGAAACCGUCUCUCAUCUCUGCCUGCAGAAGUCGGAACCAUGCACAACCUGCAGACUUUUCUCCUGGAUGGCAACUUUCUGAGCUCUCUGCCCGUUGAGCUGGGCUCUCUGGAGGGCCUGACCUACCUUGGCUUGUCCUUCAACUGUUUCAGCUGCGUCCCCCCCGUCCUGGAGAAGCUCAGAGGCUUGGAGAGACUCUGUCUGGCAGGGAACCAGCUCUCCGUCCUGGAUACGGCCGGACUGCAGUGGCUGCCUGCUCGCCACAUAGAUCUCAGGCUCAACCGGCUUCAAAAGGUGACAGCGGGAGACCCGGAGCAGCUGGUCCACAUCGUCCAGCUGGACUUAAGGGACACUGGGUUACAGGAGCUGGAUGUCAGGCCUCUCUGUAAGCUGGAGCUCCUCCGCUGUGACAGAAACACUCUCUCCCUCCUCAGAGUCAGUGGCCACGCCCUCAAGAGCCUGCAUGCUGCACACAACGAGCUGAAGCUGCUGGAGGUGCAGCCGGUGCCAGAGAAUCUGACUGUUCUGGAUUUGUCUUGGAACAAGCUGGGAUGUGUCCCCGCCUGGGUGUGUGAGAGCAGCAGACUGGAGGUGUUGAACAUCAAUCAUAACUCUGUUACAGAGCUGCCCAUACAGCUGCUGUCCAGUGGGAGCCUGAGGAAACUGCUGGCAGGCUGGAACCAAGUGUGUCGGCUGGCAGAGAGGCUGGAGAGAUCACAGCUCGAGGUCCUGGACCUCCAACACAACUAUCUGACUGAGCUCCCACACAACCUGUUCAUCAAAGCACAGAGCUUGAGAUACCUAAAUGUGUCGGCCAAUAAGCUGGAGAACCUCCCUGCAGCCAGCCUAUCAGAGGACAGCUUCAGCAACCUGGAGGAACUCUAUGUGACCAAUAACGGCUUGACAGACAAGUGUGUCCCUCUGCUGACUGGACACGGCCACCUCAGGGUGCUUCACCUUGCCUACAACCAGCUGCAGACCUUCACUGCCAGUAAACUGGCACGACUGGAGCAGCUGGAGGAGCUGGACCUGAGCGGCAACAGACUGAGGGCCGUGCCCACCACCAUCCUCAGCUGUCAGCGUAUGCACACACUCUCCGCCCACUCCAACUGCAUCAACGCAUUCCCCGAGGUGCUCCAGCUGCCUGAGAUCAAGUGUGUCGACCUGAGCUGCAACGAGCUGACUGAGGUGACCCUGCCAGAAACACUUCCUCCAAAGCUUCAGGAGCUGGACCUCACAGGCAAUCCUCGCCUCAACCUGGACCACAAGAGCCUGGAGCUCCUCAAUAAUAUCAAAUGUUUCAGGGUGGAUCCAUCUCCUUCGGCCCCAUGCGUGAGUGAGAGCCACGGGGCCCCUGCAGUCUGGAGCCAUGGCUACACCGAGGCCUCUGGAGUCAAAAACAAGCUGUGUGUGGCUGCUCUGGCGCUGGACAGCUUCUGUGGAAUUCGUGAAGCUCUGUAUGGAGUUUUUGAUGGAGACAGGAACGUUGAGGUGCCUUACCUGCUGCAGUGCACCAUGGGAGACGUGCUAGCAGAGGAGCUGCACAGAGGCCAGAGGCAGGAAGAUUACAUGACCAACACUUUCCUCACCAUGCAGCGGAAACUGGGCACAGCAGGCCAGAGGAUGGGCGGCUCUGCGGCUUUAUGUCACAUCAGACACGACCCGGUGGCUCCAGGCGAGCACGGCGGCUGCUUCACCCUGAAGGCUGCCAAUGUCGGCAGGUGCCAGGCUGUUUUGUGCCGCGACGGUAAAGCUAUGCAACUCUCCACCACACACACCGUCAAAGAGGAGCCAGAGUACCAGAGGGUCCGGAAGUAUAACGCCAUCAUCACUGAGGAUAACAAAGUGAGUGGUGUAACAGACUCCACCAGAAUUAUGGGUUAUUCCUUCCUGUGCCCGUCUGUGACCCCCAGACCGCACGUCUCCACAGUGACCCUCACACCCCAGGACGAGUUCUUCGUCCUGGGCAGCCGAGGCCUGUGGGACAUGUUGUCUCCCAGCGAAGCAGUGGAGGCAGUCAGGAAUGUCCCGGACGCUCUGGCUGCAGCGAAGAAGCUAGUGACACUGGCUCAGAGCUACGGCUGCUCCGACAGCCUCAGCGCUGUGGUCGUCCAGCUCAGCAUCACCGAAGACUGCUGCUGUUUCUGUGAGCCGCCACCUCCCCCUCCCAGCCCCGGCCUGGGCGCACACGCCAGCACACACCCUUACUCAGCAAGUGGUGACGGCGGCAUACCGCUGCCGCCGGCCUCCUCAGGAACAGUGAGCGAGCUGAGCAGCGAGUUCAGCACCUCUGAGAUGAGCAGUGAGGUGGGAUCCACGGCAUCCUCAGAGGAGCCACCACCUCAGACCGAGCCUCUGACAUCCCACCUGAACCUGCCAGGACGAGCCGGCGUGCGGAGACCAGCCUGUGGAGGUGGGAGCUUCCACAGACAGUUCUCUGGAGCGCUGUCUGACAACGGAGUCGACAGCGAGGACGAGGAGCCCAUCGCUGGUGUCUUCUCUAAUGGCAGCCGUGUAGAAGUGGAAGCUGACGUCCACUGUCUGCGCCGCCAUGACUGCCCAGCACCCCAAACACACACUCAGCCAAGCACAAAUAUCCAUCCUGCUGUAGCCACACAUCACCAGCCUUCACCUCUUCCCUUCUCCUCCCCGUCUCCCUCCCCUGUCCCUCCCUCUUCUCCCUGCCUCAGCGGAGAGGUUCAGUCAGGCACUCUGGGCCGCAGGGCUCGAGCUAACGGCUCGGUGGCUUGCCAAGGAAGAAACCAGGACCUCAUAGAGGAGGCAGCUGAUGCCCCCGUCAGGAAGCAGGGAGGCUACUUCAACGCUCCUGCCCAGCCGGACCCCGACGACCAGCUCAUCAUUCCGCCAGAGCUGGAAGAGGAAGUCCGGCAGAUCAUCCAGCAGCAGCAGCAACAGCAACAGCAGCAGCAGGAACAAAUUCAAACACACAACCAGCAAGCACACAGCUACCAGAAACCUGCAGACUAUUUUGUCACACCCCUCUAACUUCUGCCCCCCCUCCUCAACAGCUGGUGUCAACCUCUUAUCCAGGAUUUUAGAUGGAGAACUGUGGAAUCAGGACUGUUGGUCUUGAUGCUCUGCAUUAAUUUGUACGGCUCCCUCCAAAAACCUCAGAGUAUUCUGAACAUGCUUCUGGACCAGAGAGACUGUGUUUUGUUAUUUACUUUAUUUUCUACUGUUAACUCUAUGCCCCUUGAAACGCAAUGCAAUUUUUUAUAACACUUUAUGUUGAUUAAAUCUUCACAUGUAAUUGAUUUUUACCAUAUCUUUAAUUUGAAGAAGCACUUUGAAUGCUUUUUAUUAGACUUUUGAGACUCUAUGUUAAAUGGUACUUUGAGACAUGGACCAUUCUGUUUUUGUGUUGUAGCAGACGUUUCCUCCGUUUGUUCGCGGCUGAUGGCCUUACAGUUGUUGGAGUUAGUAAACUGUUAAACUAACUCCUAGGAGUUUAAUACUUUAAAGUGACCUAGUCACUGAAGCGUACUAAUAUUCUCUGAGAGAAAAGAUGAUUAUUUCAAAAGGCUGAUAUUCCAGAUUUGUGUUCUCGGGGGCGUGCAGAGUUCAGAGUGGUGCUGCAGUGGUGAGUAAAUGCUGAACGGGGGGGAUCCUACAGUUCUUACCAGCUCAAUGAAUGUUCUCAGAACAGUGUUACAGACUUCUCAAAAAUGGCAAAUCGCACAAGAGAGCUACUUUUGCUAUAUGAUAAAUUAAAGUUUUCAGAUAACCAC